AUGAAGCCCACUACCCUCCUUCCUCUCCUCCUCCAAAUCGCAGCCUUCACAUCUGCCCUCCCAACUGCUGACCUCCCCCUCUCCGACCCCGUCGAAGCAACCCGCAUCGCAGACUACUGGAAACCCCCCAUAAAAUCCGACAUCCAAUUCAUUCUCACAGGUAUCCCCGACAUCGACGAUGGCUACAUCAAUCCCAAAACGGGUAUCUACGAGCUCGAUAUGUUUUGGACGCCCGCCGAGACGAUGAAAGGGCUCAAGGAGCUGGGUCAACGCACGGUAUGCUACUUCUCGGCAGCCACGGCGGAGACGUGGCGCGACGAUUACAAGGAUUUCCAGAAGCAGGAUUUAGGACUCGAGUUGCCGGAUUGGCCCGGGGAACGGUAUUUGGAUAUUAGGAGAGACAACGUGUUGAAGGUUAUGAAGAAGAGAAUUGAUAUCGCGAAGGAGAAGGGAUGUGAUUCUAUAGAGCCAGACAAUGUCGACGUAUACUCGAACGAAAACGGCUUCAAACCCGUCAUCACCCCCGACGACACCAUAGCGUACCUGCACAAGCUCUCCGAAUACGCGCGCAGCAAAGGCAUGUCGGUCGGCAUCAAGAACUGCAUCGAGAUCCUCGGCGACAUCUUCGACGACGUCGACUUCGCAAUCUCGGAGGAAUGCGUCCAGUACCUCAACUGCACCGUCUACUCCAACUUUACGACCGCGCCGCGCCCGGGCACCGAGGGCAAAGCCGUCUUCGAAGUCGAGUACUUGAACUACACGUACAGUGGUGGCUGGUCCGAUCAAGGCAUCGCGCUCGACCCGUCCAAAUUCAGGACGAAUAAUGUGAAUUUCCCCGGAUUGACGAAUGAGAAGUUGAGGAGGAAGUUGUGUAAUCUGGAUGAGCCGGGGGCGAGUUUGGAGACGCCGUAUUUGAAGAUUAAUACGAUUAUUAAGACGUUGGAUUUGGAUGGGUUUGUGAUGUUUUGCGAUGGGACGGCGGCGAAGACGCAGACGAAGGAUGUGGAGACGGGGAAUCGGCCAGGGCUCAAUAGGAGGAGUUGGGUGCGGGAGAAAUCGUGGAGACGGAUGGGAGGGAUGCCUUUCGAUCCCUAG
Messenger RNA from Periconia digitata, 1095 nucleotides. The record is from the annotation of a GenBank genome assembly. Lineage: Eukaryota; Fungi; Ascomycota; Dothideomycetes; Pleosporales; Periconiaceae.